AAUGAUCACCUUGUUCCGUCCUCGGGGGGUCUCCAGAACCAUCCUGUUGCUUCUUUUUCAUUGCCUUCUUCCUGGAUUUCGCGACCCGGUCCUGGCCGACAUCCCCGAAACGCUCUGCCCUGACAAUGGUUCACAUGCCACCAACAGUGCAUAUCAGGACAACCUCAAUGAGCUCACUUCUUCGAUGCAAACGAAUGCUUCUUUCUCCAAGUUCUUCGAGGACUCGUCCGGGAACUACCCGAAUAAAGUUUACGGUCGGUACAUGUGCCUCGACUAUGUCUCCCACUCAACAUGCCGGACUUGCAUAGCCAAGGGAUGGGAAGACCUCCUGAAGCUUUGUCCAAACAAGACGGAAGCGGUCGUUUGGGAGGAAUCUUGCCAGUUGCGGAUAUCUGGCCAAGAAUUUUUCGGCCGCCUGACCGAAGGAAACAAAAAUCAGUUCAAUCCAGAGAAUAUAUCCGAUCCCGGCAAGUUCGGGUUGGUGGUGAAUGAAACUUUAAGUUUUCUCGCCCGGGAAGCUGCUCUCGAUUCUCCAGGGACUCACUAUGCUACUAAGGAAAAGAAUUUCGAGCUGGGCACGAACAUGACUUUAUAUGCUCUUGCUCAGUGCGCUGACUUAACAGCAGAUGAUUGUCGCAAGUGCCUCCAAGAAGCAAUAAGAAAUGUAAGAGAUUGCUGCUAUUUUUCCAAAGGAGCAAGAGUUCUAAGUCCGAGUUGCUACUUGCGAUACGAGUUAUAUGGAUUCAUGGGGCCGGUGGAGAUGUCCGGUAAAGCCGACCAAAAAAAGAAGUCUGGGAAACAGUGGCUGAUCGAAGUUCUUGCAAUUUUAUCGCUCUGCUUGGCGGCAAUCAGUUUGUGCUCCUGGCUUUUCUUCGUCAUCGUCAAAAGGAAGAAAGACCUCGCAGAUAGACAGGGUCGACCUCUGCUUACCAGUGACUCUGCUCACGGUAUUCUUCCCUUCCGAUUCACCCGGGGAAAUACUCUGACUGAAAUUCAAGAUCAUCCGUAUUUUGACAUGAGAUGCAUUCUUGCGGCCACCGACAACUUCUCAGAGACACUAAAACUAGGACAAGGUGGAUUCGGUCCAGUUUACAAGGGUAUUCUAUCGGAUGGGAGAGUAGUUGCGGUGAAGAGGCUAGAGAGCUGGUCAGAGAAGGGUUCCGAAGAAUUCAGAAAUGAAGUCCUGCUCAUAAUGAAACUUCAACAUAAGAAUCUGGUCAGGCUUCUGGGAUUUUGCGCAGAGCGAGAGGAGAAGUUGCUUGUCUAUGAGUACAUGCCAAAUAGAAGCCUUGAUGUCUUUCUCUUCGAUGCUCAGAGAAGGAUCGAGCUGAGUUGGAGCAGACGUCUGAACAUUAUCAUCGGUAUUGCUCGAGGUAUGCUCUAUCUUCACGAGGAUUCUCGUCAAAGAAUCAUCUUCAGAGACCUCAAAGCAAGCAAUGUGCUGUUGGAUCGCUUCAUGAACCCAAAAAUCUCGGACUUUGGACUGGCAAGGAUCUUUGCAGGAACAGAAAAUGAAGCAAAUACUGCCACUUUAGUUGGAACCUACGGUUACAUGGCGCCGGAGUAUGCGAUGGAGGGUUUGUAUUCCAUAAAAUCGGAUGUCUACAGCUUUGGAGUUCUCUUGCUUGAGAUAAUAACAGGGGAGAGAAAUGCCGGCUUUUGGCAGUCGAGACGUGCCCCGAGUCUCCUAGCCUAUGCAUGGCAACUAUGGAAUGAAGGAAGAGCAAUGGAGUUGAUGGAUCCAUUGCUGCACAACAAAUGUUGUCCUGAAGAAUUGAUGAAAUGUGUCCAUGUCGGACUUUUGUGCGUUCAAGAAGACGCGUUCGACAGGCCGACCAUGUCGGCUGUCAAUGUGAUGCUCAAAAGGGAUGCUGUCAUUCUCCGUCAACCUCUCAAACCCGCCUUCUCGGCCGGCAGAUUCACUCAUCAGUCCAAAGGAGGUGUUGACGAUGAUGACUGUUCCGUUAAUGGCUUGACGGUUUCCACUGUGGCGCCUCGGUGAGAAAAGUCUGCCCUAGGAGAUAAACACGGUUCUCCGCACAAGUAUACUGCUUGGACAAGGUAACGCGUGCGCUAGUUAUUCACUAGAGAACCGAUUCUCAACCAUAAGCAGUCUAAUUAUGUGUGAUGUCCAUCUCGGCACAAAAGAGUACAGUGUAUGUCCUACUGAAGAUCAUCUCAUUGCACUCUGAGUUCUCUCUGAACUAUGUCCAGUCUUUGUACAGUCUUUCUAUUCUACCUAUCUGUUAAGUCAAUAUCUGUAUUAGGAUAUAUAGUCGUUCUGUCGUUCGUUACAUACGUAAAUCAACGACAUU
Molecule: messenger RNA, 2315 nt
Organism: Rhodamnia argentea
Lineage: Eukaryota; Viridiplantae; Streptophyta; Magnoliopsida; Myrtales; Myrtaceae
Product: cysteine-rich receptor-like protein kinase 15
Exons: 7
Coding region: 2-2002 (666 amino acids)
Biological process (GO): protein phosphorylation
Molecular function (GO): ATP binding; protein kinase activity
Source: RefSeq, a predicted model, not a curated record